AGAGUUGUAAUCUAAUUUAGUAAUGUUUUGCAAUGAAAAAAGAGAGUGGAAGAACUAAGUCACCAUUUCACGAUGGAGAUGUAGAGAAAAGUACACCCGCACAUGUCAAUGUUAAGAAAAAAAAGAAGGAACGUGGCGUUCCAACAGCAGUUGAGGUAUGUGUGGAAAUUGAAUUCUGAUCAGUCAGGUUGAGAUCAUUAUUGGAUCAUUCCAGAAAACAUCCAUACCACCCCCACAGAGGAAAUAGGAAGUUAACCCCCUACCCCCUUCGGAUGUCCUAAUACAUUUACUAUUACCAGAAACAAUUUCGCCCCCCCUCCCCCUCCGGACAGCAGAAAUUUCCUUUGUGGGGCCGGGGGAGUAUGGAUCGACUUUUUAGGAACGACCCAUUUGUAUGUUUGCAUACUAGCAUAAGGCCGCCAUGGCAUAACAAAACGAGAUUGUCAUCAGUCCCCCUUUGUGGCCCUACUUUAGUAUUUUACUCUGUCUAAUGCCAGAGUAUAUUUUACUCUGUCUAAUACCAGACAAUGCACCCUGAUGCGCCCUACUUUAGUAUUUCCCUCUGUCUGACGCCCGAAAAUUUUACUCGUCCAGUGGAGAGUGCUGCCACUCAAUGGGAUAACAGUGGUGGAACCUGCCCGGGGGCAAAUGCUUCUCAAUUUCUGAAAGCCUUUGAAUGAUAUAAGAAUAAUUUUUCAACCAUGAAAGCAUUGGUUGGCUAUAAAUUUAAAGCUUUAUAUAUAUCGCAUUAAAUUUAAGGCAAAAUCUUUUUGACAGCUAAGACUUCCAACAACAAAAGGUAGUCAUAUAUGUUGGCAACCUAAUUUGCAGCCAAUAUUUUGCAAGGUGUCUGCUACUGGUGUACAUUUUGCUCCUAGUACCAGUCUGUACCAUAUAACAAGCCACUCCAUCAUUGGUUUCCCUUUGUGGGUAUAAAGUGACUUUAAGCCUGACUUGUCCAACAUUGAAACAGGUGAGAGAAGGGCAUUGAUAUCAAUGGGGGAAGGGAGGAGGAAUAAUGUAUGUAAAAGUAGACUGUCCCAUAAUUGGUGUAGGACUAAAAUGAUAACAAGGGUGUGAUGAUAAGGCGUGGAUAAGUUCCAGUAUUUAUUUUUGGUUUUAGUAAUUCUUCAAUUGGUGUUGUUUUUAAAAAUUAAAGGACUUCAAAUAAAAAAUUCUGAUAUACCGAAGCUAUUUCCAGGCCUCUGAAUUCAGGUUGUCAAUCGGCAAAUCCAGCUGACAUAUCGCUCUGUCAGGACUGCAAAAAAUUGCAGACCUGCAAUUUUUAUCUGACAAUAUACUUUCCUGAUGCAAAUUUAGAGAGUAAAAAAAAAGGAAUGGAAUUUGUAUACAAAUGUUUUUUACUAUGUCACAACUCAAAUUCAAAAGGAUGUCAGACAUCAUACACUUCAACUAUGUUUGGUUAUGAUUUAGUUAAGUUAAGUAACUAGAUGUGAUACAGUUCUCUAACCUCCUGGUUUGCUACAGACAUGUUUUUAUUGGAAACCUAAAUUUACCUACAAGCUACAGUACCUGUUUCCGACCUGUUUUCACUUCAGGUUGACCUGAUUUUUUGCGAAUUCAGUUGCCUGUAUUUUAUGUUGGAGCCACAUACAUGACCUAAUAGUAUCAUCAUACUAAGCAAGUACAGAUUACUAACAUCAUUACUGCAUUAUUUCAACACUACAGUCGCAAAGAACUUUCCAAGUUAUGAAUAUGUAAUCUGCAAAAAUAUUGGGAGGUUAGCCCCCCCCCCCAAACUGCCAUGAAAUUUUUAGCAAGGGGGGCUCAGCCCCCUGAGCCCUCACUCUUCUACACCCUCCUGGAUUGUCCCAAUGUGUAUCUAUACUGAAGCAUGACACCAUGGUCACGUAUGCAGGGCUUUCAAAAUAACCCGGCGGCCGCCGGAACUCCGGCGGGUGGCACGAGGUUUACCGCCGGUUACUUUGUUUAGUUCUUGAAACAUCAAUUCUGCUUCCUUCCUUCUAAGCUUUCAAACCAAGUUAUUUUUCCUCAACUUGGUCUAUACUUUAUAGCCUGGUUAUUUUCGAAAACGACGUACUAUUUCAUAAAACUGAUUUAGUUAUUGCCAUCUUAUUGUCGAUCUCAAGUCACCUUUCAACGCGCGGUUCCCAAGUUUGUCAGUGGAAACUUGCCAAUUACGUUUCCAAGUUCAAAAAUUGGGAGUGAACUUCGCAACAAAGUUCGCAAGUACGUUUCAACGUUUGAACUAUUGUAAACAACUGUUUAUAGUUCAAGUUGAAAUUAACAACCCUGUAUAAAGAUAUACGAUACGCUUAUGAUUUUUCUUUGUGUUUUCAUGAGAAUUAUUAAUGAGUUUUUGAAACCCAAUUCAAAACUCCAGAUAACUCGCAUGCCUAGUUACCAAUGUUCUAGUUUACAGAAGCAUAGAACAGAACAAAGGUAACUAAGCUUUAGAAUUAUCUACAUGUGUGAAUGACUCUUGUACAUAACUCUAAUGCUUAGUUAUACCUUUGUCGUAUUUUAUGCUUCUGUAAACUAGGAGUAACUAUAAACCUGGCAAAAAUUAUCGUAGACAGCGCGUGCGUCAUGCUAACAAAACUAGAUGUAUUUCUACAGAAUUAAUCCCCCCCAAAAAAAAAUUUCUCCCCCUCCUACCCCCAUUUCAAUGUUGGUAAAUCAACUGAACAUACUUUUAAAAUUUAAAUGCGAAAAACAACAUUGAAUAGCGGCAGGAGGCGACACAUUUAACGAAAGAACGUCUCAAUGUUAAUUUUGGCGUUGGAAAAGUUAGGUGUCCACAUCAUUUUUGGUAGGAUUGUAGACAUGUGAGUUAUCUAAAGGGUUGAAUUGGCUAGCAGCAAUGUAAACAACAAUAUUUUUAAUUCUAGGAAAGGAUAAGGCACAGUCACAGAAGAUUAGCUAAUGCUUCAAGCAAAUCCAGUGUAAGAACUUGAAAUUAUAAAAAAUAUGACAGUGGAUUUAUCAUCGCUAUAACAUUGGUCAAUAACCCCUCUCCCCGAUAAUUAUGAAUGAACUCUAAUGAAGAUUAAAUUAUGUUAUUUAUUAUUUUAUAGAAGCAAUCAGCAUUAAAAUCAGGAAGACAUAAACCUCAUUUUGUUCCACCGCCUGCACGAACUUCUCCCGGUAGCAAGAAGACUAUUGCUUGGGAGGUACGUUAUACCUUACUAGGUUGCUAAAUAAAGAAGUAGGGGUGCACCGUCCGGAUAUCUGAAAAAAUCCGGCCAGAUACGAUUACCGGAUAUUUUAUCAAUUUGAAUACUUGACAUAUAAUUUAUAUUAGAAGGAUUUUUCUCAUCCAUGUAUUAGUGCAGAAGAUGGUGACAUUAUUUUUUUAAUUUUUGAGUAAAUAAUCAAUUAUGGUUAACUAAAAAAUCUGUUUUUACUUUUUCCACUCCCAUUCGCAUGUUUCCGAAAACUUUCGAAAGUUUUUAGGCGAUAGGAUUUGGUACGGAUAUUGGCGCCAAACGCUGGGAAUAGUUAAUUAAUUCAACUAAAUAUAUCAGUGGCUAUCAUAUAGUAUCAUUUUUAACAUGUCCUUUUUGGGUGUCUCUUUUUUUUAGUACUAUUUAUGUUUCAAUAAACGGAAAUUUAGUACACUUCGUGAGAAACAAAUUAUCCGGCCGUAUCCGGCCGGAUAAUAGUAAAUAUUAGUACGAUUUCGGUCACUAUCCUGCCAGAUACUGUAUCCGGUGCACCCCUAAAAGAAAGCUGGCUACUAACGUCCCGACGAACUGUCUUUGUGAUGUGAUGUGAUGUGAUGCGAUGCGAUGCGAUGCGAUGCGAUGUGAUGUGAUGUGAUGUGAUGUGAUGUGAUGUGAUGUGAUGUGAUGCGAUGCGAUGUGAUGUGAUGCGAUGCGAUGUGAUGUGAUGUGAUGUGAUGCGAUGCGAUGCGAUGCGAUGCGAUGCGAUGUGAUGUGAUGCGAUGUGAUGUGAUGUGAUGCGAUGUGAUGUGAUGUGAUGUGAUGUGAUGCGAUGUGAUGCGAUGUGAUGUGAUGUGAUGUGAUGUGAUGUGAUGUGAUGCGAUGCGAUGCGAUGCGAUGCGAUGCGAUGUGAUGUGAUGUGAUGUGAUGUGAUGUGAUGUGAUGUGAUGUGAUGUGAUGUGAUGUGAUGUGAUGUGAUGUGAUGUGAUGUGAUGUGAUGUGAUGUGAUGCGAUGCGAUGCGAUGUGAUGUGAUGUGAUGUGAUGUGAUGUGAUGUGAUGCGAUGUAAUGUGAUGCGAUGAUUUCUUUGUUAGGGUAACACUCACAGACUGGAAAUUGACCCGAGUAAUUUGACAAGUACGAGACGAUCUCUUAGAGUUGAUGAUCUUGACACCUCCGAGGUACGAAACAAUUUACUUUGGAGAAUAAAUAGUUUGAUGGUUUUUCAAAAUAUUCUGUUGGCAUUGAUUUGCGUGAAUGUUAUAUUUAGGAAGAAGGGACGCGAGAUAAGCUGAGAGUUUAUGAGAGAACAAUUGGCAACUUGAUGGACGAAAUAGGAACAUUACGACAUGAGGUAGGCUGAGAAAAACAUAACAAAGUUAAAUAGUUUAUUGUUUGCCCUUAAAGGCACAGUUCAGCCUUUGAAUGAUGGUUUUAAGACGCAUUACAACACUUUUAAUUGAAAAAACCAACUUGGAAAAUCAAUUAAGCCUAAUUCAAGAUCAGUGAACUUAAUGUUUUCAACAUUAAAAAUGUCAAAAAACGUUAAAACAUUGAAAUCACUGAUCUUGAAUUAUGCUUAAUUGAUUUUCCUAGUUAGUUUUUUCAAUUAAAAGGGUUGCAAUGAGCCUUAAAAACUAUCAUUCAAAAGGUUGAACUGUGCCUUUAAAGGCCUAUCUAUUAUCCUAGGGUAUGUACUCGAAUAAAUGCAUGUAAAGAUGUCACAUUUCAAUUUUCGCCAUAAAAUGAUGAACAGGAAGAGUGGCGUCAGCAGUCGUUUUCAUACGCCAGAACGACAAUCGUAUGUAGUACUAUGUACACGACUGGUCGUAUCAUGUCAAAAUGGGUCUUAAAUGUUUCCUACAAGAGUCUUUGAUUUUUUAUCAGGUGGGUAUGCAUGACAGCACGAGAUCUGUGCAGAAAAAGAAAGAACAAUUGAAUGCCAGUAAAAGACUGCUUGAAGAACAAGAGGAUGAAAUUAUGGUAAAUGUUGGUAUAUUUUGUGGAAUUUCUAAAUCAUGUGUACAGAGGAUCGGGUUUUUUUCGAUCCUACCGUUGCUAUGUUCCAUCUUCAGGACAGUAUGAACUUGAAAUUCAUUCCCGCAAUCUGACUUGUAUACAUUUGAGAUCGUGUGUUGACAUUCAUUGACUAUAUGAUCAAUGUGCUAUUUACUAUUGUAUUACAUGAAGUUUCAAAUAUGCGAAGGUGUUGAUGUUAUCACGAAUGGCAGUCACAUGAUGUGUUUUGAUCUAACGUCUUUGAUCGGGAGAGAUUGUAAUGACGUGAAUGCAAAUACAAUACAAUUUUUUUAACGUGAAACAAUUACACUUAGCUACACUCAGCUAAUUAAUUUACAGCUAAUUUGUGUUGUCUUCAUGUCAAUGCUUUGUAUGGUUCCAUGCUUCAUGGUAGCUGUGAUUGGUUUAGGACAUCAUGUAACUUCCUGUUCUAGUCGAUCUGCUUCAUGAUAGCUGUGAUUGGUUUAGGACAUCAUGUAAAUUCCUGUUCUAGUCGAUCUGCUUCAUCAUAGCUGUGAUUGGUUUAGGACAUCAUGUAAAUUCCUGUUCUAGUCGAUCUGCUUCAUGAUAGCUGUGAUUGGUUUAGGACAUCAUGUAACUUCCUGUUCUAGUCGAUCUGCUUCAUGAUAGCUGUGAUUGGUUUAGGACAUCAUCAUGUAACUUCCUGUUCUAGUCGAUCUGCUUCAUGAUAGCUGUGAUUGGUUUAGGACAUCAUGUAACUUCCUGUUCUAGUCGAUCUGCUUCAUGAUAGCUGUGAUUGGUUUAGAACAUCAUGUAACUUCCUGUUCUAGUCGAUCUGCUUCAUGAUAGCUGUGAUUGGUUUAGGACAUCAUGUAAAUUCCUGUUCUAGUCGAUCUACUGCAAUGCCUCAAAGAACCGAACAUGUAUUUCAUAAAAAUGCCUCCAGUCUAGAUUUUUUGUUAUCUAGGUCCUACUCGUAUUCAUAAACCUAUAAAUUCUAUGUUCCUAGCUGUUACCUCUGCUAUUUUCAUGAUUAAUCAUGAUAUAGAAAUUCCACAAAAUAUAUGAUAAAUAUUAAAUCUCUAGAACCAGAUUCGUUUUAAGAUAGCGUUUCAGAGACCUUGGUGUGGGCCGGUUGUGCGAAGCCGAUUAGCUAAAUCCUAGGUUAAUAAAAAAUAUAAACCAAACUUCCCAACAGCUUGUUUAUAAAUUUGGAAAUGUUUCUUCAAAAAAUUUUGUCUGGAUCAGUAGGAGUUUUCCUCUCUGAAGUUUUGAAACAAACAGACGUGUAGAAAUACAUAAACUAAAACAUUAUGUUAAAUUUUAGCAGAGGGUUAAUUAACCAACGUUUUCAAAUGCCAGAACUUCCUUUUCAAUUGCCAGAACUCCCUUUUCAAUUGCCAGAACUCCGUUUUCAAUUGCCAGAACUUUGUUUUCAAAAGCCAGAACUUCCUUUUUAAAUGCCACAACUCAGUUUGCAAAAGCCAGAACUUCCUUUUCAAAUGCCAGAACUCCGUUUUCAAAUGCCAGAACUCCGUUUUCAAAUGCCAGAACUCCGUUUUCAAAUACCAGAACUCCUUUUUCAAAUGCCAGAACUCCGUUUUCAAAUGCCAGAACUCCGUUUUCAAAUGCCAGAACUCCGUUUUCAAUUGCCAGAACUUUGUUUUCAAAAGCCAGACUCCAUUUUUAAAUGCCACAACUCAGUUUGAAAAAGCCAGAACUCCGUUUUCAAAUGCCAGAAUUCCGUUUUCAAAUGCCAGAACUCCCUUUUCAAAUGCCAGAACUCCGUUUUCAAAUGCCAGAACUUCCUUUUCAAAUGCCAGAAUUCUUUUUCCAAAUGCCAGAACUCCAUUUUCAUAUGGUAGAUAGGGUGUCCUUGAAUUCCACCUUCACCAAAGGGUGGACACCCUAAUUUGUUUAGUUUAAUAAUUAUAUAAAAUGCAUUGUAGGAAUAUCGGGAGGAAUUACGAAGCACGUUGGAUGAAAAUAAAGAGUUGAAGUCCUCACUAGAAAAGCUUCGAGGUCACGCAAAUAGAUCAAGGUACAAGAUUUAUGUCAUAAACCUAAGCUAAAAUUAGAAAUAUAGUAAGCAAUAUAUGAUCCUGUACGAUGCAUACCAAUGAUGCCACAACAUACAAAUUUUAUACAAUCUGUUUUGUUCUGUGUAGGAUUCCUUACAGCUCUACUGAUAAAAAAUUUAAACCAUUAGAAUUGAUAGUUAUAAUUUUGCUGUACAUUAAACAACAACGCUAAUCGACAUGAUUAAUUGAUUAUCUAAUGUCAGUGAAAUGGCACAACUCAGGACUCUUUCUUCAUUUCUUCAAGUGACCCAUGUUCUGAAAGAUUUGCAUAAAGUAGAGCCUUAAACGGACACCGAAACCCCUUUGGCAUAUAUAUUGAACCCCCCCCCCCCUCCCGUGAAAUGUGUCCGCCACUGAUUAAAAGGGUAAUAGACACAAACAGCUGCUGAAAUUGAGAGAGUUCCCUUCUCAUAAGCCGAAUGAUUGAAGUUGUCGCUCCAGAUAUACUUAUAGAGCUCACUGUUCCAGGGCAGCAGACGGUGGCCGACUUCAGAAAUUUUACUUUUUGGAGCACGCAAACUAACGCAAUUAGCUUUUGAACGCAUUCAAAAACGAGCACUUUCAAUUAUAUCUCCUGGGUCAUCUUGUACGAACAAUCUUAACACGCAUAAUAUUAGUUCUCUCAAAGACAGGCGUCAGAAACUGUGUGAAAAACUUUUCAAGACAAUAGUAUCCAACUCAGACCACAAGCUUUAUCAACUACUGCCACCCAAACAUAAUCCCACUUACAACCUGAGGAAAGAACGUGCGUUUGAUUGUCCUACUAUACGAACCAGUCGUUUUAGAAACUCUUAUAUUUCCGCAAUGUCAAAUAAUUUAAAGAAAUAGGAUUGCUAUGGUUUGCUAUGAAUUGUUUUAUAUGUAUGACAGUAUGUGUACUGUUAGUAUUUGUAUGUGUGUAAUAUGUAUGUGUUUAUAGACUUUAUAACCUACAGCUAAUUUUUAUGUUUUGUAAAUUUUACGCAAUUCAGCUGUUUUGAGCUGCGAUGUAAAAUCUUAUUAAAUAAUCUAUCUAUCUAUCUUUUCUCACGCCGCCAUUUUUGGGGUACUGCCUUUUCCAAAUCUGAGAUUGUACGCAGUGAAUACGAGAUUUGUAUACUGACUAUAAUUGUGAGUUAUAAGUUAAUUUAUCGCUUCCUUUAUUUAACACUAUAUCUGGGGGAUAUCUUGUCACGAUGAGCUCUGUUUUCUGUGCAUGUUCUUUACGCGCAAUAAACGAGUCAGACACCACUUGGAAUAAUUAUGGCAAUGUGCGUAUUGCAUAACGCACAUACCGGUUUAUUAAUUUUGUAAUCAAUGACAUAAGUUUAACAUAACAAAUUAUUAACCAAAGUAAUUCAUUAACAGUUAGCACAGAAAAGGUGGGGGUAAAAACGCCCACAACUAACAGUAACAACUAUAAUAACUAAUAUACAAUAUACAAGUAGAAUAGUCUUGCGUUCAGAAAAACGGGGAGGAGGGUGGGGAAAAACUUGACUUUAAAAUACAGACGACUUUGCGCUACCAAAGCGAAGAGCAGAAUGAACCAGAUGCGCAUUCUGCUAUAGAUAUGUAUCACCUCUCCCUUCCGUUUUCCUGCACGCAUUACAUUCAUGUGAUCAGAAAAUUACGGGGAAAAUACCCAUGUGUCCCAUGUCAGGUUUGUCUAUUUAUAUAUCCUAAGCUCAGGAAGCAAUAAAAUCUUCAUUGGUAUGCCAAUAAUUCCUUUAUCGCUUCCUUUAUUUAACACUAUAUCUGGGGGAUAUCUUGUCACGAUGAGCUCUGUUUUCUGUGCAUGUUCUUUACGCGCAAUAAACGAAUCAGACACCACUUGGAAUAAUUAUGGCAAUGUGCGUAUUGCAUAACGCACAUGCCGGUUUAUUAAUUUUGUAAUCAAUGACAUAAGUUUAACAUAACAAAUUAUUAACCAAAGUAAUUCAUUAACAGUUAGCACAGAAAAGGUGGGGGUAAAAACGCCACAAGGCUACUUGGGUAAAGAAGACAUACCCCCCCCCCCAUGCCAAUAAUUCCUUUACAGUUAAAUAUUUGAAAAAAAUGUUUUCACAUCGCUUAGAUUUUUCGUGUCGCUUUCAAAAAAGUACCUCAAAAAUUUGGCCUUCGUGAGAAAGGCUAAAUUCUCUUUUACUAUUUCCCCCAAAUACAAACUUAAAACUACCACGUGAUAGACUGUAAUAUUGAAAGAAUUACCAUCAUUUUUUCACUCUGGUAGCUUGCAGGUUUAACACCAUCUGCUGAAACUCAUGUAAUUGUAGACUGUAAUGGAUAUCCCCUUGUUCAUAGAUCGGAGGUGGAAAUUGUCGCUGAAGAACGCGAUGCAUUGGUGAGGAAACUCGUGGAAGCUGAGAUGGAUGCAAAAUCUACCAGUUAUAUGGUGUUAAAACUGAAGGAAACUGUUAAUAAGUUAAACGAAGUAGGUUUAUAAUCUUAUGCAAUCUUCAUGCUUAGAAUAAGCCUUACAGUAUAUGGCCGCAGGUUUAGAUUAAGCCAGAUACCUUGUAUGGAUUUUUUACAUCUUUUAUACCUGUAUGUGCGUUUUGAUACUGUAGAUAUUUCCUCUUUACAUUAUGUGAACAUGUAUACUGCUUGAACAUGUCGCGCGAGAAAAUGACGUCAUAUUGACAAAUCAACCGCUAUUUUGGGUGGUCAAAUUAAUGGCGAAAUAAAGUACUUACACCGGCUUAAAUUCGGUAAAGAAUGGCCUGUAUACAUUCUCAAACAAAGGAACAACUGCAUGCUGCUUGACUUUGAUGGUUGUUGACACCCUGUUUGUUUUUAAGUUCAAAUAUUUGCCACCCAAAAUGGCUGGACCUCGACAAUCGCGUGACAUUUUGUGUUUUGUGACGUCAGUUGCAAGGGUGGUAAUUGUUGUUAUAAACUCGUAUAGGAUCGUCGCAUGUCAUCUGGUGAUGUUGUGAACUUGAUCAGACAAAAAGAAAGUCUUCUGAGAAAGCUUGCAGAUUUUGAAGUCACAAACAAAGCUUUAAGAAAGCUUCUAAAAGAACAGAGUCAAUACGAGGUGUGUCAUUGUAUUAUGUGGUGACGUUUGUAAACGAUAAAAUAAAGGAUAAAACAUUUUACAGUAUUUUAAUUUUAGUGGGUUGUGGAUGUGGUUAUUUAAGAGUAAUAAGCUUCUUCUGUACAUGCGUAGAAAUGCACCACCAGUUAAUUCUCUCUAUAUGCCUAUGAGAAAAGUGAAGCCAAAAAGUGACGUCCAAAAUCUAUGAAGGUUGUGAAUAGUGUUACUACCAUUUUUCCCAGCUUAUUCCAGUUUAUCCUAAUGCAUUCUAUCGCUAAUCAAGUUAUCAGUUCAUAAAAUCAUAAUACUAGUCGAAGUCAAAAUACGAAAUUUCCUGUCAGCCUUAUGUAACCGCGCAGACAAUUUCUCAAUUUCCACCAUCUUUGGCUUGACUUGUUGCAGCAUUGGUCAGCUGUAAGAAGCUUAGCUGUAACAAUUAACAUUGUUUACAAGUUGUUCUUAGGAUUUAGUGAGUUAUAAAUAGUGCCUGAAAAAUACAAGCAAAACUUCUGCUUGACAACCGUAUUUGUAUAAGGUACAAUAGUUGUAUCUCUCUCAAUUUGUAGCUCUCUUGUUAUCAUCGCUAGCUACACUGGCACAGACUGAUUAAUCAAGUUCAACUGUUUGAAUAAAUUAUCAUUCUUCUCAUAGAGUAAUGGAAAAAGACUAAUAGGACAACAAGAUGUCUUAUUACAACGACUGGCACAAACAAAUGAAGAAAACAAGGUACACUUCUCACUUUUGCUGGAUUUGUUCAAAUCAGGACAUUGUUAGAGAUCAAUCAUAUAUAAUUUUUGCAGUGAGAGGGUAACUGGUUUUACGGAAAAAAUCAUAGAAACAGAUAUUUGCCAACUUCAAUCUAUACAUGCCAUUUCGCUUUUUUGUUUAGAAUCUAUUGUUCAAGUUAAACGAACGUGACAAAGAAGUCGAAGCUUUGUUGGCGCAAGUUAAGGCUGACAAGGUGCGUAGUUUAAAGAGAGAUCUAGGAUUAGUGAGGUACCUUAGUCCUAAGUCCUAAGAGAGAUACCUAAACGUUUUGCCGGCACAGUGUUUUAACCUGGCUUCGAUUUCUGCAAUAUACAGUUGCGUGAUUAUAAUCAGUUCACAUCUGUGAGAAGAGUGCUUCCAGGUAUAUUCUACCAAAUACCCCAGGUUUUUUCAGGGUACUCCGGUUUUCUUUUGUAUAGUAACAUUGGACCAUGUAAUUACCAUAAUCCUUAAUGGAUGGACCUUUGGAGGCAUGGUAUCUACAUUCUUCCAUAGCUGUACAGUAAAUCUCAUGAUAUAAGUCUUUCAAAUUGAAUUUGUUUUGAAGGAAUUAGACUGAGUUUCGUAAUAUCACCUAUCGAACUGACUGGACCUUGUACCUGUAACUCCGUUGGUAUAGCGUUAAGGCCCAGACGCACCGGACGCGAUUCGACAACGCGACGCGAUUUGUCGAUUUUCAUUGACCGAUAACUUUGAUCCUAGUUUAAAUUUUCCAAAUAUUUAGAAGCGCUAUAACAUUUUGAGUUAUUUGAUCCACAUAUAUUUUAAAAUUUGCUCUCAUUGGCUGUUUUAUUAACUUUCAAAAACUAAAAAGUCGCAUCGCGUCCGGUGUGUCUGGACCUUUACACUUGCAAAUAUUGCCGCGAUUUCUAGUGCGAUUUUCUGCUUCUGAUGGAUGUGAAUGAGUAAAUGAGUUAUGAAUGUUCUAAGUAUAUGAACCCUCAUCUGAACAUUCAUAACUCAUCCACUCGUUCGCAUCCAUCAGAAGAAGAGAAUCGCACCUAAAAUCGAAGCAAACAUUUUAAGUGUAAACAGGCCUUUAGACUAGCAAACCAAGGUCGCAGGUUCGAUUCCAACCGGUGUCAAGCUAUCUUUCAACUUGCCAUUUUAAUUAGCGUCAUCUAAUAUAUGUGAAUUGCUGACUUCAUUUCUAGAAUCAAGCUGUUGCGUUUGACGAGCUGAAGAAAACCAUCGAAGUCACACGUGCUCACUUACAAAAAGAACUUCGUUCUCGUGAGAUGGAAUGUGAACGAUUAAAUGUACACAUCAAGGUAGUGUAGUCAUUUUAGACACGAACGAAUUUUGCACAGAAAAAUGGCCAUAUCGCUGAACAUUCAUUGCAGAGCAUGCUAUUACGUCUUUUGUUUUGUUUCGACGUAUUUGUGUAAACAGACAAUGGCUGGCAAUGAAAAGUUCAUAUUUAGAAUGGAUUACUUUUUCUGUCUCGAUUUCAAGUGAAACAUACACAUGUGGUGUUUUCCACUAGGCGUCCUCGGAGCACAACCUGCAGAUAAAAAUUUCCUGCCGGCCAACUACGUAUUUUUGUGCUAAAUCCGUGCCCUAACAUAUAGUAAUGUAGCUGACCACGGAUUGUAAAUUUUGAACCUAACAAAUUUUUUGCAGCUGUUUAACAUUUCUGGGAGCAACGGUCCGGUUCUUUCGUCUAUUUUUAACCCCUGUUUUCCACAAUUAAAUCAACUAGAAACUAUUUUUUAUAUAUUAUUGAUAGACAACUGAUCAACAGUGUGAACAAGAGAGAAUGGAGGCUGAACACAUGAGAGGUCUGGUUGAAGCACUGAGGGUGAGUUUUAUACGUGUAGUCAUGCGGCUCGUUGUGCUCUUUUUUUAAAUGAUUACAACGCUAUUUGAGAACAGCGUUGCUUUUUUCCACAGUGGUAUAGUUUGAUAGAGCAUUUUACUGUUGUUUGCUGUACACAGAAAAUACCAUAG
Paramuricea clavata is the source of this 12940-nucleotide messenger RNA. The record is from the annotation of a GenBank genome assembly. Lineage: Eukaryota; Metazoa; Cnidaria; Anthozoa; Malacalcyonacea; Plexauridae.